GGCGCGGCGGCGGCGGCGCCGAGCGCGUCCCGGCCCCGUCCUGGCCCGAGCGGAGCCGCCACCGGAGCAGCACCGGAGCCGCCCCGGAGCUGCGGCCGCGAUGGCUUCGCCCCCCCGCGCCGCCGCCGCAUGAAGGUUCGCGGGGCCGGGGCGGCGGGAGCGGCCGGGGAGGCGGCGCGGGGGGGCCCGGGAGCGCGGAGCCGGCAGCGAAACGGGCUGGAGCCGGGGGGCGGUGCUGCGCCCCCCACAACGCCGCUGCCCGCCGGGGCUGCCGGUAACCGGCUCCCGGUGCUCCUGAAGAAGAUGCACUUGUUCCGGAGCUGCAGCUACGAGAUCCGGCUGGAGGGCGAGGGGGGCAGCCGACCCCCCAUCCAGGGCAUCCGCUGGACCCCGCUUUUGGAGACUGAAUCCACCCUGGACUAUGGACACAGCCUCACCCAGGCAUCCCCGGAGAAGAUCUGGCGUGCGGGAAAGCUCCUGUUCACCCACCUCACCAGCUCCCGCCCCAGCCUCAUCCGGGACCACAAGCAUCACCUGCGGCACCACAGGCAGUGCUGCUCGGGGAAGGAGCUGGUGGACUGGCUGCUGAGCGCCGGGUUGGCCGUGCAGACACGCAGCCAGGCUGUCGGCAUCUGCCAGGUGCUGGUGGACGGUGGCAUCCUGACCCACGUGAAGCAGGAGUGGCAUUUCCAGGACAAGGACACCCAGUUUUAUCGCUUUGCCGAGCUGGAGCUGAGCCCCGAGCCCGGCGCUGGGCUGCGGGAUGCGGAGGAGCUGCUGGAGGCACUGGCCUUCCUAGCCCAGCUGGGCCCUGACGCGCUGCUCACCAUGGCCCUGCGCAAACCGCCUGCCCAGCGCACAGAGGACGAGCUGGAGCUCAUCUUUGAGGAGCUGCUGCACAUCAAAGCCGUGGCUCAUCUCUCCAACUCGGUGAAGCGGGAACUGGCGUCCGUGCUGAUGUUCGAGUCGCACCCGAGAGCGGGCACCGUGCUGUUCAGCCAAGGAGACAAAGGCACCUCAUGGUACAUCAUCUGGAAGGGCUCGGUGAACGUGGUCACCCACGGCAAGGGCUUGGUGGCCACCCUGCAUGAAGGGGACGACUUUGGGCAGCUGGCGCUGGUGAACGACGCGCCACGGGCAGCCACCAUCAUCCUGCGGGAGGACAACUGCCACUUCCUCCGCGUGGACAAGCAGGACUUCAACCGCAUCCUCAAGGACGUGGAGGCCAACACUGUGCGCCUGAAGGAGCACGGGAAGGUGGUACUGGUCCUGCAGAAGAACCUGCAAGGAGGCAGCAACCAGCCAACCCCGGCACGGAGCAGCAGGUACUUUGUGAUGGCUGGGACGCCGGAGAAGAUCCUGGAGCAUCUGCUGGAGUUCAUGAGGCUGGACGCCACCCUCUACGACCCCGUGGACACGCUGUUGGGGGAUUUUCUGCUGACCUAUACCGUGUUCAUGCCGACCACGCAGCUCUGCAGAGCUCUGCUCCACCAUUUCCGUGCGGAGCCACUGGAGGGGUCAGAGCAGGACAAGGCCACCUACUCCCUGCACAAGCGCCGGAAGAUCCUGCGGCUGGUGAGCCAGUGGGUGCUGCUCUACGGGCGGCUGUUGCAGGGCGACCGCAGCACCACGGCCCUGCUGCAGAACCUGGCGGACCUGGCGAGCCGGGACCCCCGCCUGGGUGGGAUGGUGCAGGAGCAAGGACAGGAGCGGCGGCGGCCCUGGGCAACGGAGAAUGGAGAUGGCAGCCUUUCUCCCCAGCCCAAGGCUCGGAGCUCAGCGAGCUGGCUGGCGAGCCAGGAGGAGGCGACUCUGAACAGCAGCUGUGCCUUAAGAGCCCAGGACAAAGUGCCCUACGAGAUCUACAGAGCCGACCACUCGUGCCUGGUCACCGUGCUGCCUGUCAACGCCUCGGUGCGGGACGUCCUGCGGUCACUCGCCCCGCGGCUCGGCCGGCAUGGGGAGCACGUCCUGGUGAAGGUGAAUUCAGCUGGAGAUAAAGUGGGGCUGCAGCCGGAUGCCGUGGGUGUGUUCACGGCGCUGGGGCUCAAUGAGCGGCUCUUUGCCGUCAGCGUGGAGGAGCUGGGCAGCCUGACCCCCCACCCUGAGCAGCUGGGCCCCCACGUCGGCUCCUCAGAGACCCUGGACCUCAUCAGCUCCAAGGACCUGGCCAGUCACCUCACCGACUACGACUGGAACCUCUUCAAGAGCAUCCACCAGGUGGAAAUGAUCCACUACAUCGUGGGGCCACAGAAGUUUCACGAGGUGACCACGGCCAACCUGGAGCGGGUGAUGCGGCGGUUCAAUGAGCUGCAGUACUGGGUGGCCACUGAGCUGUGCCUGUGCCCCGAGGUGGGCCGGCGAGCCCAGCUCCUCCGCAAGUUCAUCAAACUGGCUGCACACCUCAAGGAGCAGAAGAACCUGAAUUCCUUCUUUGCGGUGAUGUUUGGUGUGAGCAACACGGCCGUCAGCCGCCUGGCCAGGACCUGGGAGAGGCUGCCCCACAAGAUUCGAAAGCUGCACUCGGCGCUGGAGCGGAUGCUGGACCCGUCGUGGAACCACAGGGUCUAUCGCUUGGCCGUCGCCAAGCUGAGCCCCCCCAUCAUCCCCUUCAUGCCCCUCCUGCUCAAAGACAUGACGUUCAUCCACGAGGGCAACCGCACAAUGGCCGAGAAUCUCAUCAAUUUUGAGAAGAUGCACAUGAUGGCAAAGACCCUGCGUGUCCUGCAGCGCUGCCGGGGCCAGGCGCACGCUCCGCUGUCCCCGCUGCGAAGUCGCUCCCCGCACCGGCCUGAGGACCCCAAGUCCGUCAGGAUCUCCACGUGCUCGGAGCAAUCGCUGAGCGUGCGGAGCCCCGUCUCCACCUGGGCGUACCUGCAGCACCUGAAAGCCAUCGACAGCCAGAAGGAGCUGCUGCGGCUCUCCCGUGACCUGGAGUCCUGACAGGCCCGAGGGGACCAGAGCAGGGACGCGUCACCCUGUGUCAGUGGCAGGGGCAGCCCCGCAGCUCUGCUCCCGGUGGCACCGGGCACGGGGCUGCACUGGAGCCGCCCGGGAGCCGCCUCUGCUCAGCUGUGCUGUGGGUGCCAGGACCAGCACCGCGAGGCAGCCGGGAGCCCGCGGGGCUGCAGGCGGGCACAGGGAGCAAUAGAGAUAUUUUUGUACACAAGGCUGCGCUCCCCUGUCUCCGUGCAGCAGCUGGGAUUCCCUCCCUGCACCGGCCGGGGGGCGAUGGAGCCCUGGCUGCCCCCACAGUGCUGCCCACCCUGGGAGAGGCCCCGUAUUGAGCCAGAGCAUCCCUGUACACGGGGGACACCAUGGCUGUCCCCAUCGGGGCGCAGACACCCAGGCUGAGCUCAGGGUCUGGCUCGUGCUGCUCUGCUGACCCACAGAUCUGGGGGGCAGCCCUACAGGGGACCUGUCCUUCCCUCUGUCCUGUGUGUCCCCUGGGGGUGCUGGCUGCAUCCCCUGUCCCCCACGACCCCAGGAGCCAUGAGAAAAGUGACUUUAUCCCCAUCAGGACUGCUGGGGUUUAAACCAACGUGUGCUGCCAGAGCUUGGGAUGAUCACAACCUUCUCUGUGCCUCAGUUUCCCCACAUGGAUGGGGCAGGAAUAGCUGCAUACGGCUGUGGCGCAGAGGCAGGACAGCAGCUCUUAUGGAAGGACACUGGUGGCCUCAUGAUGGAGAUGAUGACCUGCUUGGGCUCUCCCCAACCGGCGACCAGUUGCUGCUGAGCCCUGAGCAGAGGUUUGGGGGAGAUGUCUUCAGAGAGGACAGAGCUGAUGGACCUCAGGGGUGAGGACCCCCAGAGCAUCUCUGGAUGCACAUGGAGCAGUUUUAGCAACAACCUCCCAACCGGAAUGAAGCUGCGGGGUUGGGGGCCGAUCGCCACCCCAAAAGCUCCCGCAUUUGUUGGGUACCAGCAUGGGGGGCUCACAGCUCCCCAGCCGGGACACCACAGAGCCACAGCAAAGCCAAAGCCACCCCAGCCUUGCCCCAGGUUGGGCGACAAGGGACCCAAGCGCUGCUGCAUGAAUUGCGCUUUUCAGUCUCGCAAUGCAAAUGAACGGGUCGCUUCAAAUAAAAGAGUCCCCGUUGCACCUAAAUAA
Messenger RNA from Columba livia (rock pigeon), 4111 nucleotides. It is a transcript of the gene RAPGEF3, whose product is annotated as Rap guanine nucleotide exchange factor 3. Gene Ontology annotation, molecular function: guanyl-nucleotide exchange factor activity. The transcript has 27 exons. NCBI's taxonomy places the organism in Eukaryota, Metazoa, Chordata, Aves, Columbiformes, Columbidae. Gene Ontology annotation, biological process: Ras protein signal transduction; positive regulation of GTPase activity. The record is from RefSeq and is a predicted model, not a curated record. The coding region runs from base 130 to 2943 and encodes 937 amino acids. Gene Ontology annotation, cellular component: plasma membrane.